ACAACUCUAUUCACCCCCCCUCUAGAGUUGCACAUUUGUUUAACAGUUGGUAUCGGAGCAGGAAGUUCUUCGAAUGCAUUAUUUUUCAGGAACUAAAAGAUCAAAUGGCAUCAACGAUGUUCAACGCAGGAGUGACCGAGGGACAAUCAACCACAAGGCCACCGUUGUUUGACGGAACCAACUAUUCUUAUUGGAAGGAGAGGAUGAGGAUCUUCAUCCAACCUAAUGACUGCAAAUUGUGGUUGAUAGUCAAGAACGGGUGUGGAGUCCCGAUGAAGAAAGUCGGUGAAGUCAACGUCCCCAAAACCGAAGAGGAGUUCACCGACGAAGAAUGCAAAAAGAUGGAGCUCAACGCAAAGGCAAUAAACAUGAUUUAUUGCGGUGUUAAUGCGGAUGACUACCGCAAAAUCUCGCGGUGUGAAACCGCAAAACAAAUGUGGAAGAAAUUGGAGGUCACCUACGAAGGAACCGCACAGGUUCGGGAGGCCAAAAUCGACCAUCUCACCCACGAGUACAAACUCUUCUCAAUGAAGGAAAACGAGAAGAUUGAGGAAAUGUUUGAGAGGUUCUCUAACAUCAUUAAUCCUCUCAAUCUUCUCGGGAAGACAUACACCGACCGAGAACUUGUAAGAAAGGUGCUACGAAGCUUAUCCCUAAAAUGGCAUUCAAAGGUGGACGCAAUUGAAGAAGGUCGUGACUUCCAAACAACGACCUAUGAUGCUCUUCGAGGUAAUCUCAUUACCUACGAAACCACUCAACUCUCAAAGGUGGUUGAAGAGAAGAGCAAGAGGUCUAUUGCUCUGCCCGCAACAACAUCAUCCCACAACAACAUUGAUGAUGAAGAUGAUGACAGCGACGACACCGACCUCGGACUCUUCGUCCGAAAAUUCAAGAAGAUGAUGUUCAAGAGGGGAUCCAAGAAGAACACUCCACCCAAGUGCUAUGGGUGUGGUGAAAUUGGACACAUCAAACCAAUGUGUCCAAAGCUCAAGAAUGAGAAGGACAAGAGGGCACCAAAGAAGCAACGUGCGUACAUUUCUUGGGAGAACGACGGCUCCAGGAGUGAAGACUCGGAAACGGAGGAAGUGGCCAACCUAUGUCUCAUGGCCAUUGAGGAUGGUGAAACAUCAAAAGAGAAGAACUUGUAGGAAUGUUCAAAAAGGCUUCCAAAGAAAAUAAUGAAGUUAAACAAAAAAUCCUGAUUUUUGAAAAAGAUGUAAAAGAACUCAAAAAUAUAAAUGAUAAACUUAAACAAGAAAUUAUCUCUUUUGGAAAAAGGCCACAAGAACCUUCAUCUACGUCUUUUACAUGCUCUAGUUGUACAUCACUAAAAGCUAAGGUUGCUAGUUUAGAAAGCAAAUUGGGAAAGUUUAAUAAUGCUUCAAACACCUU
Molecule: messenger RNA, 1392 nt
Organism: Cuscuta campestris
Lineage: Eukaryota; Viridiplantae; Streptophyta; Magnoliopsida; Solanales; Convolvulaceae
Source: the annotation of a GenBank genome assembly